GUAGCAAGUACCACCGGCAGAGAGCUAGCAGUGGCACGAGCCAACCGGAUUCACAUUCGCUUCAUAUCCUUGUCCCAACCAACAGCCAGGCAGACGAGCAGCAACAGCGAGGUAGGUGCUGAUUAUCUAUAGAGAGACCGCGUCCAGCGAUGGACGACUUCACCUUCCCUACAACGGCCGCCGCGGCAGAGCAUGCGGAGCCACUGUUCCUACAUCACCACCACCGCCUUCUCCCCUUCCCCCACUUCGCCUCCUCGCCGCUCUGGUUUCCCGGCGACGGCGUCGCCGUUGCACCGGUGGUGGCCGUGGUGAGCCGCCGAACCGCCGACGGCAUGGAAGAGCAAGAGCCCACGUCGUCGGACUCGGCCGCCGGACGACGGUCCAAGGGGGAGAGGGGAGGAGAAGCGGAUGAAGAAGGGGCGGUCGUGCGCGCUACCGGCGCGGACGGCGAGGACAAGAUGGACAAGCUGUGGGAGAACUUCAACGAGGAGCUGGAGGCGCUGCGGCGCGCCGGUUCUUGCCCGAAGAAGACGGCGGCGGCGUGCGGGCUGGACGAGCUGUCGGACACGGAGUCGGAGGCGGGGGAGCGCGGGCGCGGGUGCGCGCCGAUGCUGCGGGCGUCGUCGAGGGCCGGCGCGACGGGGCAGUACUACCGCCGGAGCGGCAGCUGGGUGCUGCUCAUGAGGAUCUUCAAGAGGCUCUUCGUCGUCGAGAAGACGGCCGUCUCCGCCGCGCAUCGGCGCCACAAGGCCAACGCGGCAGAGUGAUGCGUACAUGCACACAGCACACGUACAGCAUGCACAAUCGCCCUGUGAUGCAAAUGCCGAGUGAGUUAAGUUAUACUAGACGGACAUGAGUAAUUAAGCGUUCAUGAUGGGUGUAACUAGAGUCCAUCGGAUACAGAGGAAUUCGGCAUAUAUCACUCCAUUGUUUUGCAUCAUCUUCCUUGCUACUCCUUUUGUUUCUGUAAAAUAUAUAGAAAGUCAAGACCCGUGGAGAUUCUUCUGUA
This is a messenger RNA of Triticum urartu, 1009 nucleotides long. RefSeq lists its product as uncharacterized. Lineage: Eukaryota; Viridiplantae; Streptophyta; Magnoliopsida; Poales; Poaceae. The record is from RefSeq and is a predicted model, not a curated record.